AUGCGUUGUUCCCAGCCAGGCUGGGGGCUCCUUCUGGAGGACAAACCCAACGAGCCUCCGGACAACCCCACGGGCCAGGUUCUGGUAGGACUCUGGCUCCUCGCUUGCUUGAUUCUGAGAGCCACCUACGUGUCCUCCCUCAUCUCGCACCUGGUCAAGGGCGGCGAGUCCCCCGUCAUCAACACGAUCGAGGAAAUGGUGAGGAGCGGAGAGCAUGAAGGCUGGCAGUGGGGAACGGUCACCAUGAGCGGGGUGUUUAAUUCCUUCUUCAGCACCAGCACCAACCCGGACUUCCAUGUUGCUAAAAAGUUCAUGCAGACCAUGGGGCCGGAGGAGGGCACGUCCAGAGUGUUGGCGGGAGGGUUUUCGUACAUCCACAACUACUACGCCAUCCGGGUCCAGCUGGCCACGCACCGCGAAGCAUCGGCCGACAUCCCUGUCCAUAUCAGCACCAGAAAGUACCCGCUCUUCCCCGGCAACACUUGGGCAUUUAGGCGCGGCACACCCUUCAUAACACGCUUCAACCUGGCCAUACAGCGGUUACUGGACGCAGGCCUCAUCGAUUACUGGGUGGACGACGUCAUCAACACCUACGUCACCAACAAGCGGCUGCAGGACAGUGGCUCUAAGCGUGACGGGAGCCUUCAGGCGCCCACUACGGAGGAUGCACGCGGCCAGGUGGUGCUGGGGCUGCGUCACCUGCAAGUCACCUUCUACAUCCUGUUCGUGGGCCACGCUGCCGGGACACUUUCCUUCCUCGCUGAGAGCUCCCUGACCUGAUCUCCCUCACCACUGACCGACCCAUGUGGUGUUAUCGUUCUUUUACAUUGAAUUACAUAUGAAGUCCUUG
Eriocheir sinensis (Chinese mitten crab) is the source of this 850-nucleotide messenger RNA. RefSeq lists its product as uncharacterized. Gene Ontology annotation, molecular function: ligand-gated monoatomic ion channel activity. Gene Ontology annotation, cellular component: membrane. Lineage: Eukaryota; Metazoa; Arthropoda; Malacostraca; Decapoda; Varunidae. Bases 1 to 780 code for a protein of 259 amino acids. The record is from RefSeq and is a predicted model, not a curated record. The transcript has 6 exons.